CGGAGUGCGUUGUCCUUGUAAUGGAUCUGCCCUCUUGGGACCCCAUGGCUUUCUUUCCUGGGCUAAGGGGCCCUUUCACCCGCAUCAGCAGAGCCCUCAGCCAGCGCUGUUUCAGCACCACCGGGACCCUGGGUGCAAUUCAGAAGAUGACGCGGGUGCGUGUGGUGGACAACAGUGCCCUGGGGAACACCCCGUACCAUCGCCCUCCUCGCUGCAUCCACGUCUACACCAAGAAUGGGGUGGGCAAGGUGGGUGACCGGAUACUGCUGGCCAUCAAGGGACAGAAGAAGAAGGCGCUCAUUGUGGGGCACCGCAUGCCUGGUCCUCGGAUGACCCCCAGGUUCGACUCUAAUAACGUGGUCCUCAUCGAGGACAACGGGAAUCCGGUGGGGACCCGCAUUAAGAUACCCAUCCCCACCAGCCUGCGCCGGAGGGAAGGCGAGUUUUCCAAGGUGCUGGCCAUUGCUCAGAACUUUGUGUGAGCAGAGCCCAGCCGCAGCGGUGGUGGGGCUCCUGAAGGAGCAGUUCCGAAAACUGCGCCCCUGCUGGCGGGGAGCUUGGGGCCCCGUGGCUGGGGAACAGUGUCCUGUGAGGAAUAAACAUUUUCACAUGUGUCUCCUU
Molecule: messenger RNA, 621 nt
Organism: Myotis lucifugus (little brown bat)
Lineage: Eukaryota; Metazoa; Chordata; Mammalia; Chiroptera; Vespertilionidae
Gene: MRPL14
Product: mitochondrial ribosomal protein L14
Exons: 3
Coding region: 21-482 (153 amino acids)
Biological process (GO): translation
Cellular component (GO): mitochondrion; ribosome
Molecular function (GO): structural constituent of ribosome
Source: RefSeq, a predicted model, not a curated record